Molecule: messenger RNA, 1341 nt
Organism: Alternaria rosae
Lineage: Eukaryota; Fungi; Ascomycota; Dothideomycetes; Pleosporales; Pleosporaceae
Exons: 3
Coding region: 93-917 (274 amino acids)
Cellular component (GO): membrane; cytoplasm
Source: RefSeq, a predicted model, not a curated record
ACCCUCCCCCACAAAACACCUCGUCGACCGCAGCCCCAUCUUCCACACGCGCCCAUCCGCUGUCUGCUGCUGUCGCAUCGCAUUGAGGCGUCAUGUCGGUCAAAUUCGAGAAGGAGACGACAACCAAGACGACGGCCGCCGUUGCCGACGCUGCGAGCAAAGUAAAGGAUGGCGACAUCAUGCACGAGCUCGGCCAGGCCCUCACCAAAGGCGGCGGUCCCAAUGGCUAUCUCGCUGCCUACCUCAAGCAGCUGCAGAGCAACCCAUUGCGCACCAAGAUGCUGACAUCGGGUACCCUCUCUGGUCUCCAAGAGUUCCUCGCAUCGUGGAUCGCCCAUGACAGGAGCAAGUCGGGCCACUACUUCACCUCGCGUGUUCCCAAGAUGGCCAUCUACGGUGCUUUGAUCAGCGCGCCCCUUGGACACGUCUUGAUUAGUGCUCUCCAGAAGGUCUUCCAGGGGCGCAAGAGCUUGAAGGCCAAGAUCCUGCAGAUUCUCUUCAGCAACUUGAUCAUCUCACCCAUCCAGAACAGCGUUUACCUCGUCUCCAUGGCCCUCAUCGCGGGCGCUCGCACCUUCCACCAAGUCAAGGCGACCGUCAGGGCCGGUUUCUGGCCUGUCAUGAAGGUCAGCUGGAUCGUCUCGCCCAUCUCGCUGGCAUUCGCCCAGCAGUUCCUGCCCGAGACCACCUGGGUGCCCUUCUUCAACAUUGUCGGUUUCAUCAUUGGCACCUACAUCAAUGCGCACACCAAGAAGAAGAGGUUAGCCGCUCUCAGGCGAAAGCACUACGGCGACGGCAGCGGAAGGAGUGUGGGUCCUGGUUCGCGCCCUGGCUCGCGCCCUGGUUCGCGUCCUGGCUCCGUCAGCGGAAGGCCUGUCGACGAGUACGGUCGUCCCGACGACCGCCCACGCUACUAAAUGUCAGGGCUGGUAAUGACAGCGCGAUAGUCCGGAUUCCUGUUCGCUGUUAUAUACCGAUCAGCCGUGGCAACCCCAGCGGCUAAGAAUGAGGCAUCACCCGUCUUUGUUCAUGUGUUACGACAAACUCGGGGAACGAUAUUCGGCUACCAGUCAGGCGCUUCACCAUCUAGUGCGCUUUCAUUUUCGCUCCCCUUUACGUGCUCUGUAUAUCCCAUCUGUUUUCCUGCUCGAUCAUUGGAGCCGCGACUGGCGUUCGUUGCGCUCUUCGCUAAAUAAAUACUACUAUUUUCACCUAGCUUUCGAUCCGUGUCACCUCCAUCAUGUCGUCCUCGCGUCUAAUCCCCACAAGGCAUGUCUCCGUUAGUACUGACACUUGUUAGGCAGAGUGAGAAGCGGCGCUGAAAGCCGUCCACCUACCAGC